Sclerotinia sclerotiorum 1980 UF-70 is the source of this 483-nucleotide messenger RNA. RefSeq lists its product with no specific name. The record is from RefSeq and is a predicted model, not a curated record. The transcript is spliced from 2 exons. NCBI's taxonomy places the organism in Eukaryota, Fungi, Ascomycota, Leotiomycetes, Helotiales, Sclerotiniaceae. Bases 1 to 483 code for a protein of 160 amino acids.
AUGGAGUGUGAAACCUUGUUGGGUGCAGAAAACAACUCAUUUUGUAAAUGGUUCAGCCUUCAAGCAAACGCGACACCAAACCACGAAGCGCAUUCUGGCAUCACACCCGGGACAGCAAGCGCCUAUCAGGUUCCACGUUCAAGAGCAAAAGGCCGUAGGCCAUUUGAAUUUAGGACAAGCAACUUUGAUAUCCGAAAACAAAGAAAUGCAGCUUCGUCCAGAGCUGGGUUCGCUACAGAUAAUUCCUCUGCUGGAUUGCCUAAAGCUGUUAUUUAUUGUGUGACGAAAUUCAGGUCAUAUUCCACCACCAAUCUCCGCAAAAGCCUUCUCAGAAUUGCAUCUUAUCGUGGUCGCGGGUUGCUGGAUCAUUGCCAACAAACUAGGGGCACUGAUUGGAAGAUCAUGAAAAUGGCACUAAUUUGUGAGCCGGAAGUGAACACCUUCGCCCGUUCAAGGGGUCCUUAUUCCGACGAGAUCAAAUGA